This is a messenger RNA of Hevea brasiliensis (rubber tree), 1149 nucleotides long. RefSeq lists its product as uncharacterized. NCBI's taxonomy places the organism in Eukaryota, Viridiplantae, Streptophyta, Magnoliopsida, Malpighiales, Euphorbiaceae. Bases 1 to 1149 code for a protein of 382 amino acids. The record is from RefSeq and is a predicted model, not a curated record. The transcript has 2 exons.
AUGGGAUCAGAUCGAAGGAUGUAUGCUAGGUUAAAAGACGGCCUACUGACCUCAGAAUUCAUAGAAGGUAUUGAACAAUUCAUAACAUUUGCUAAGCAACAUCCAGAGUGGAUGGAUGGGGAUAAACUGAAGUGUCCAUGUAAUCAUCGAAACUGUCAAAAUCGUAACUAUGCUGAUGAGAAUACAAUUAGGUUACAUUUGAUGAAGCAUGGAUUCAUGCCAUAUUAUUAUAAAUGGAUUCUACAUGGGGAACCACACAUAAGUAAUAUUAAUAGUCAAAACAUAAAUGUUAUGAUAGAAGAGCCUGUUCAAGAGGUUGAUAGUAGCACAAGCAAUACAUAUGAGCAAAUGGUAAUGGAUGCAGCAGGUCGUGGUUUCUUUCAAGAUGUAAUGGAGGAACCUCUGAAUCCAUCAGCUCAAAAAUUGUAUGACAUGUUACAAGCUGCUAGUCAAGAGGUGUGGCCAGGUUGUGAAACCCAUUCACAACUCUCAGUUGUUAUAAGGAUGUUGAACAUUAAGGCAGAACAUCAUUUGUUAGAAAGGUGUUUUGAUGACAUCUGCCAACUUAUGAAAGAGGUGUUACCAGUCAUUGUCACUCCUUACAAUUUGCCUCCUUGGUUAUGUAUGAAGGAUGUGUAUAUGUUCCUAACGGUAAUAGUUACUUGUCCGAGAAACCCGAAGGACAAAUUGGAUGUGUACUUACAGCCCCUUAUUGCAGAGUUGAAACAGUUAUGGGAAGUUAGAGUUGAGACAUAUGAUGCAUCUAAGAAGAAUAAUUUUAAUAUGCGGGUUGUGUUAUUAUGGAUAAUAAGUGAUUUCCCUGCAUAUUCAAUGUUGUCCGAUUGGAGCACAGCCGACAAGACUGCUUGUCCAUAUUGUAGGGAAGAUUCAGAUGCAUUCACAUUGACAAAGGGUGGUAAACAAUCAUGGUUUGACAAUCACUAUAAAUUCUUACUAACUGACCAUCCUUUCAGACGGAACAAAACUGCUUUUAGAAAGAACAAGACAGUUACAAAAAGAGCUCCCCCCAUUCUAACUGGUGAGGAGAUUCUAGAACAAAUACAACAUCUAGGAUUAAUGUGUGUCACAGAUAUGGGUGCAGAUGAGAAUAACAGUCGCAAAGCAAAAAAAAUUGGUUGGAAGAAAUAG